This is a messenger RNA of Carcharodon carcharias (great white shark), 2391 nucleotides long. RefSeq names its product transmembrane protein 129, E3 ubiquitin protein ligase (gene tmem129). The transcript is spliced from 4 exons. The record is from RefSeq and is a predicted model, not a curated record. The coding region runs from base 283 to 1368 and encodes 361 amino acids. Gene Ontology annotation, cellular component: endoplasmic reticulum; membrane. Gene Ontology annotation, molecular function: ubiquitin protein ligase activity. NCBI's taxonomy places the organism in Eukaryota, Metazoa, Chordata, Chondrichthyes, Lamniformes, Lamnidae. Gene Ontology annotation, biological process: protein ubiquitination.
CCAAACAACAUCGACUAUGGUAACUCUCUCUCUCUCCUCAUCUGCCUUGAAAUUUCCACAGAAUUCAGUAUGGUCGCUCAAAGAAUUAUUCUCCAAGGUGUUGUUCUCUCUUUUCCAGCCCCAAUUACCCUCGUGUGGUUCCAUUCCCACAAAUGGAAACACAACCAGCAGAUCCUCAGCCAAGGAUCCGUGUCCACUCCAUAGUCCAUGUGAUGAGGGCGGGGCCGGGGCCGGAGCCGGAUAUCCGUGUCUCCAGGGGCGACGGCCGGGCCCAGCUUCAAGAUGGACAGUCCCGCCGCUGCUUUCAGUCUUUUCUACGUUGUCCUGUCUUUUUGCUUCGUCUUCACGCCAACCGAGUUCCGCUCAGCGGGGGUGACCGUGCAGGAUCUGCUGUCCGAGCAGCUUGGCAGUGAAGAUCUGUCCUUCGUCCAUUACCACAUCCGCAGGACGGCGGCCACUGUCACCGUGCACUCGCUACUGCCGCUAGGUUAUUAUGCAGGAAUGUGUGUUGCAUCUUCUGGUGAAAAGCAGUUCUACUUUCUAGUAAGCAAGGGUUGGUUGAUUUACUUAGUGACUGCUGUGCUCAUCCCUGCUGUUGCUAGCCUUGUGGUGUUGUACUGGUCCUUAAAUAAGUGGGGCAAACAUCCAAUAGCCAGAAGCCUUGUGCACUAUGCCCUUCCGCAGUCUGGUUGGAGAGCUGUGGCAUCUUCUGUUAAUACUGAGUUCCGAAGGAUUGAUAAAUUUGCUUCCGGAGCGCCAGGAGCCCGAGUUAUUGUCACUGAUACCUGGGUGAUGAAGGUGACUACAUAUAAUGUUCAUAUAGCACAGCAGCAGGAUAUUCACCUCACAUUGACUGAAUCAAGGCAGCACGAGCUGUGUCCUGACCUGAAUACUCCUGUACAAUUCCUAACAAUUCGAGUGUCCAGCAUCAAUCCGAACGUCAAGCCAUUCGACAUUAGGCUGAACUCGACGGAGUAUGGUGAACUACGUGAAAAACUCCACACAACAGUUCGAAAUGCCCAUAAUGUCGUCAUCCAUCAGUCUCUAAGUGACAUGUUUCUUGACACAUUCAAGAUCCAGGUGGAAUUGAACCAACGGUAUCAUCUAUCUGGUAAUCAGGAACUGGAGCCAUGCAUUGGCUGCAUGCAGAUAGCCGCCAACAUCAAACUCAUUAAAGUCUGUCGGGAGCCAAAUGAGGGUGAAUGUCAGCAGUGUUACUGUCGUCCCAUGUGGUGCCUGACCUGUAUGGGGAAGUGGUUUGCCAGCCGCCAAGAUCAGCAACAUCCGGAAACGUGGCUAUCCAAUCGGGUACCCUGCCCUACCUGUCGGUCGAAGUUCUGCAUUCUUGACAUCUGCAUUGUAUGCUAAAGAGAAUCUGAAAUCAAAGUGGGACUUAAUUUUUGACAUAAGAUCCAAGUUGUCUAACGACGAGCAAGAUUUCAUUUCUGGCAUCUUGCAUGUUCUUGCUGUAGCCCCAGCUGAUUUUCUUUCUGGAAGCUAAAUCAAAUGUCUUCAGGCCACCUCAAAUGUCCCUGCAGUUUUCACUAAUUUUCUUUUUUAAAAUUCUUGCAUCACUACUAAUGAUGACUUCCAGUGAGAAGUUGCUUUACCCUUUCUUAUUCUCGUGUCCACCACAAGGUGGAACCUGGCAUCUUGGUAUUGCUCCAUCUAAUGAGCAGGUUAAGAACAGAUGACUUUUGCAACAGGAACAAAGAUUCAGAGUUGCCUGGAACUCAAACCUUCAGAUCAUUACAAGGCUUGUACUUCUAGAUUACUGUGGGUUGAGUCUUGGCUUCACUAAUUGCAUUGAAUAGUUGGAAACACUUCAGAACUUCAGAGUUAUAUAUUUUUUAUAUUUCUCAAGGGUCUUUUGCUUUAUACUGCAGAUGUGAUUCUCAAUAUUUUUUAUAUCUCCAACUGCGAGUAAUCUUUUCUAUAUGAUCACUGCUAAGACUGCCUAUUAUAGUUUUAGAUGACAUUGUCGUGUCCUCUAUGCUAGAGAUAAGGCUUCAAUUCUCUUUGAUUAGAUCCUUUCUAAUGUGCAGUGCUAAUUGCUAUCUCCUUUAUGAACUUGUUCCGCAGCCUGCUGGUUUCCAAAGUGUGAGAUUUUGUUCCCCAUUUCCCAUGCAAGAUAUUACUAGUGAUGCAAACACAUAGUGUUCUUCAGAUGCAUUUUUUUUUGUUGGUGCUGGAGAGACUAGCAGGGCUGAAUUUCUCACCCUGAAAAGAUGGUGGUGGUGGUGGCCCUUCUCCUUGAACUGCUGCAGUCCAUCUGAUGAUGCUGCUUCCACAAAUUUGCUAGAGGAAAGGCAUUGGAGUGGUCUGUCCAUUUUUUUGUUUAACAGUAAAGACUAUACAUAAUGUCGAACUUAAAUAAAUACUAAGAGGCUG